AUGGAGAAUAAAAGACCAAGGAAGGAAGGAAUCUGGAAUAAACUCCAGCUUCGGCCCAGCUUCAGCUACCUAGAAAAUUGUCAUCGUCUGGAUAUUUCCUCGUUUGUUUCGUUUACUGGCUGGGAAUCAACCGCGCGCAAGCCAGCUGGAUACUAUAUUGGGCCUUAUCAAAGGAUAAGAGCAUUUGCUGUUCAAUGCAUUCAGCCUUCAUCAGCUAGGAGUCUACUCUGUCGGCCAGGCCAUUGGGAAGGUCGGACCGCCGAUCGCAUAGAAGCAAUCCUUUUUGUUUGUUGGUUCUUCACUGUCUCCAAUAUUCAACUCCUCGUUUCGCUAGGGCCCCUACAUACCGGCGCGGUGAAUUCGGUGAAUCCGGCCGGAAACGCCUGA
This is a messenger RNA of Morchella importuna, 387 nucleotides long. RefSeq lists its product as uncharacterized. Lineage: Eukaryota; Fungi; Ascomycota; Pezizomycetes; Pezizales; Morchellaceae. The coding region runs from base 1 to 387 and encodes 128 amino acids. The transcript is spliced from 3 exons. The record is from RefSeq and is a predicted model, not a curated record.